Messenger RNA from Bactrocera tryoni, 569 nucleotides. RefSeq names its product NADH dehydrogenase [ubiquinone] 1 beta subcomplex subunit 3 (gene ND-B12). Gene Ontology annotation, cellular component: mitochondrion. The transcript has 3 exons. Lineage: Eukaryota; Metazoa; Arthropoda; Insecta; Diptera; Tephritidae. Gene Ontology annotation, biological process: mitochondrial respiratory chain complex I assembly; electron transport chain. The coding region runs from base 107 to 427 and encodes 106 amino acids. The record is from RefSeq and is a predicted model, not a curated record.
UACCACAGAAUACCAAUUGGAGAAAAGGUUUGAGCCACUUUCCGACUUUUUAGUUAUUUUAAAAAGCGAGUUUGCAUUUUAAAGUAUCAACGAGCAAUAAACAAUCAUGGGCGGACACGGACACGGUGAACCCUACAAAAUACCACAUCCUUCAAUUUACAAAGUGGAAAAUAUACCCAAGUUACGCGAAGUGCAAGAAGCGCUAGCUCGUCAAGGCUUAAAGGAUCCAUGGUUGCGGAAUGAAGUGUGGCGUUAUGAGCCCAGCAAAAUGGGCACACAUGCUAGCCGUGCACGCGCUUUCUUCCUACGUGGUCUACUGUGGGGCUCAAUUGCUGCUGCCGUGCACAUUGGUUGCGAAUAUGCUUUUAGUUCGAAAGAUGAUCAUGGUCAUGGACAUGGUGAACACUCAGAAGGUGGCCAUCAUUAAACACUGCUUUGCCUGAAACAUUUGCCCUUAUUGCUACUUUUAAAUAAAGCAAACAAAUACCGAAUUUGUUUGUUAUUAUCCGUAGUUGCACAAGGGUGGCGUGUUAAUGAAGUACCAAAUACAGCGUUUAGGAUAAUUUAAA